This is a messenger RNA of Tribolium castaneum (red flour beetle), 1159 nucleotides long. RefSeq names its product NUBP iron-sulfur cluster assembly factor 1 (gene Nubp1). Lineage: Eukaryota; Metazoa; Arthropoda; Insecta; Coleoptera; Tenebrionidae. Gene Ontology annotation, biological process: iron-sulfur cluster assembly. Gene Ontology annotation, cellular component: cytosol. The transcript has 5 exons. Gene Ontology annotation, molecular function: ATP binding; 4 iron, 4 sulfur cluster binding; ATP-dependent FeS chaperone activity. The record is from RefSeq and is a predicted model, not a curated record. The coding region runs from base 120 to 1079 and encodes 319 amino acids.
UUUGGGGUUUUUUACCGUAGUUGGUACACCGACCAGUCAAUAAAAACGAAACGUCAAGCACUUAACCUCACAAUUUGUGAUAACAAUUCGUCGUUUUCGUACGUUUUGACGAUAAUACGAUGGCAACAAGUGUUGAAAAAGCCGGAAGUGUGCCCGAACAUUGUCCAGGGACUGAGAGCGCCAACGCUGGCAAAGCCUCAGCUUGUGCGGGGUGCCCCAACCAGCAGAUUUGCGCGUCGGGGCCCAAGGGCCCCGACCCGGGCAUUCAGCUGGUAAAGGAGAGACUCGAACAAGUUAGGAACAAAAUUCUGAUUUUGUCUGGGAAAGGGGGCGUGGGGAAAAGCACCGUAACGGCGUUACUUGGCCGAAGUUUGGCUGCGGCCGAUAAGGAGCGCAAUGUGGCUGUUUUGGACAUCGACAUUUGCGGCCCCUCGCAGCCCCGUGUUUUGGGGGCCCUUAACGAGCAAGUGCACCAAUCGGGCUCCGGUUGGUCGCCAGUGUACGUGGAUGAUAAUUUAUCAGUGAUGUCAAUCGGCUUUUUAUUAUCGUCCCCUGACGAUGCUGUUAUCUGGCGAGGCCCCAAAAAAAACGGCAUGAUCCGUCAAUUCCUCAGUGAGGUUGAUUGGGGCACCCUUGAUUACCUGCUCAUGGAUACGCCUCCUGGCACAUCCGAUGAGCAUCUUUCAGCAUCGACUUAUCUGUCUCAAGCGGGGCUCACAGGGGCUGUGAUUGUGACAACGCCACAAGAAGUCGCAUUAUUGGAUGUGCGCAAAGAAAUUGAUUUUUGUCGAAAAGUCAAUAUUAGGAUUUUGGGCGUUGUGGAGAAUAUGUCGAUUUUUGUGUGUCCGUGUUGUAAGAGAUUGUCGGAGAUUUUUCCAGCGGCUACAGGAGGGGCGAAGAAAAUGUGCGAAGAUUUGAAAGUGCCGUUUUUGGGGAGUUUGCCCCUGGACCCCACGAUUGCGAGGUAUUGUGACGAAGGGAGGGAUUUUGUCGGGGAUUUACCGAAUUCGCCAGCGGUGGACGCGUUGAAUGGCAUUGUUACAAGGCUUGUGGAAAUGUGUGACUCGAAGGAGGAGUGAAAAACUGUCCAGUAAAGCUUUAGGUGUAAGCAAAAGUCUAUUGUAUGUUUUAAGGAUGUAAUAAAGUUUAUUUUUUACAA